Molecule: messenger RNA, 1614 nt
Organism: Linnemannia hyalina
Lineage: Eukaryota; Fungi; Mortierellomycota; Mortierellomycetes; Mortierellales; Mortierellaceae
Source: the annotation of a GenBank genome assembly
AUGAUGUCCAUCAACACCGUGCCUGUCCCUCCCUGCAGAAUAUCUGGUGCCAACGUCUUCAAUGUCCUCCUCCUUGGCGAGACCCAGGCCGGAAAGAGCACUUUUGUCCAAGCGGUCAAGCAAUAUGCCAACCCAAAGCAUGUCAUUGAAAAGGACACCAUUGGCAGUGGCAACACGUCAAAGACCAAAAAUGUCCACCAAUAUUGCGUCAAUACCCAGUAUCCAGAGCAUGAGGUCCGCGUAGAAACUCAAUCUAACGAUGGAACUUCUAACACCUCUGUUGUCAAUGUCGAUGCGAUUUUGGACGAGAACAAGGCUGACUGGGAGGACUAUGAAGAUGCACUCGACGAUCGCAAGAAGAAGAAACUUCAUCGGUGCGAUGACUCCAAGGAGCAGGAAAAACAUCACAUCCAUCUCUAUGACACUCCUGGCCUGAACGACACCAACGGUCAAGAUGAAGUUCACAUUGCCUCCAUCAUCAAGAGUCUUCAGACAGCCGGGAGCAUCCAUCUCGUUCUCGUCAUUGUUGGAAACUCGCCCUUCACGCCUGGUUUUCAAUCUGCACUCGAGUGCUACAUGGAGGUGUUUCCCGAAUUCCAAGGCGUCAUUGCUUUUGUGCACACCAAAUUCGAUUAUGUCAACCUUCACCCUCUUCGAAAGGACAAGAUCUCCGGCAUGGACGAACGCAAGGAGAAGCUGCACGAAAUCAUGGGUCGUCCGAGCUGCAAGCACUUUGUGAUCGACUGCGACUUUGAGGCGACCAAGCCGAUCCGGAGAUGCAUCACCCAGAACAUAAUCCGAGAGAUCCUCAUGGAGGCGAAAACAAACUUGCCAGUGUCGAUCGGUACUGAGACUGUCCGCAAGACGCCAAAGAUGAAGGCCGUUGACAGGAUCGUCAUCAACAAGUACAACGCCAUCUUGAUUGCCACCACCGAAACCCUCAAGACCAAGAAUUCCGAACAGAGCGCUGCCAUGAGUAGGAUCGUCCAGCUUGACACGAGGCUGAACAGGAUCCAGGCAACCGAAUCAGAAAUGUCGGAUUACAUCAAUACCCACAACACACCAGAGUAUAUUUUCAUUGACGAGCGUUCCUUUGACCAGCCCUGGCGUAUCGUGGACCUGGACCGUCGCCACACCAUGUCGUUGCCCUUGCAAGAAUACACUAUCCAUCGAGUGCUUACUUCUCAGCAGCACACCUAUAUCAAACGCACUAGAGGUGGAGAAGGUGACAAGUUCUGGGGGGUUGACUUUAAACGGAAAGCGUACAAGCACGGAGUGCUGCGUGCCAAGUUUUACACGACUUCUGCCGAAAAGUUUAGGUACCAGAUUGCGGAUGCAUGGAAAAAACUCACUACUGCACAACGCGACUAUCCAGGGGCGAUUCAAGACUUGAAGGAGUUUACGGUGGACAAGGCGCGUCUGCUUCAGGAGAUCGGGGUCCUCCGGCAAAGGAACAAGUUGGCCACAGACAUGAUUGCCAAGGCAAGAGAACCUUCAAUGAAGCUGGCUCAGUUUGAGGAAUCAGUAGCGAUGGGGACUUACUCUGUGGAUAAUUCGGGGGUUGUGGAGAUGAUUGAAGCACGAUAUUUGGCAGUGGUCUCGAAGGAGCGAUAG